AUGAGCGAUGAAUGCUGCUAUGUAUGUAAUGAAUGCCCAAAUUUUUAUGCUACGCUGGACGACUUAGAGAAGCACAUGGAACAAACGCAUGCAGGAAUUCUUCGCUCCGAUUUAACCACGACUCUCAGUAGUGCCAGUGUACGGUUCCCGAAACCGGAAGACGAUGAGAAUGUUAUGCAGUAUGUUGGAAAGAAUCUCGUCGGUGAUAAAAACGCCGAAUUGAUGGAGCAUGAUGGGGAUGGCGGAGAAAGUGGCGGCGAUUCACCGAGUAGUUCGGAUAUAUCAAAUUUUGAUGGCAUAGUCGACGGUGCUGCAUAUAAUCUAGAUGAAAGCACAAAUGCAGAAGGCCACAAAACGUUCGCUUGCAGAUUUUGCCCCAAACUGUUUGAUGAACGGUCACAGCUGAACAUACACUACAAGCAUACGCACCGCGAUAAGCCACAGUACGAGUGUGAUGACUGUCACGUUGUGUUUGCGGUAAAACGUGAACUAAGUACACACAUGCGUAUACACAGCGGGGAACAGCCACACACGUGCACUCAGUGCGGUAAAGAAUUUGGUACUCGACAGCUACUCAAGAAACACUGGAUGUGGCAUACUGGCGAGCGUUCACAUGUUUGUCCACACUGUGCCAAAGCUUUUUUCCAGAAAGGGCACCUCACGCAGCAUCUCAUGAUUCAUGCCGGUGGCCGGCCACAUCAGUGUCCGCUUUGCCAAAAAACGUUUAUCUUCAAGUUCGAUCUCAACCGACACAUGAAAAUCCACGCGGAAAGAGGUUUUUCUUGCGACAAGUGCGGUCGCUCGUUCAUAAAGCAGAUGCAGCUUGACGAGCAUAUACUGAAAUGCAAAGGCCUCGUUGGUGGCGCUAGAAGUCAACCCAUCACACGAACAAACACACCGAUGAGUGCUGAUGCAGGCAACGGUUUGGGAAAUAAUAUCAGUAGCGUAAAGCUAGAGCCACGAACUUCAACGCAAUCAUCACCUGGUCGGCGACAGUCAGUUUCAAUUCAGCAACAACAGCAGCAGCAGCAACAGCACCACCACCACCAACAACAGCGUCAGCAACAACAUAACAGAAACACUUCGCAGGCAUCAGCCUUUUCUCAAGAUGAAAUGAAUAAGGUAGCUCAAGCGCUGGCGGUUCAGCAGCAGCAACGAGCCCUAGUUGCAGCAGCUGCAGCACAACACAGCGCUGCGACUGCAGCUGCAACGGGAACGAAUGCAUUGUUUCACGCAAAUGCACUGCAGAAUUUUGCCCAGAACCUGGUGAUCAAUGGCGUGAGCGCUCAACAGCAGCAGCCUGCGGGACAGACGUUCUUUUGUGUAUUUUGCAUGAAGCAUUUCAACACGCAGGCCUCGUUCACGUUGCACCUCAGUUUCGUGCAUUUCCGGACGAAUUUGAUCAGUGUCAACUCGCAGAGCUGCUUCCAGGAGCAUUUUGAGAAUCAGGAUUUGUUGGCGGGCUGGUUUCGCGGUCCUGUUACUCCAUAUUAG
Gongylonema pulchrum is the source of this 1494-nucleotide messenger RNA. NCBI's taxonomy places the organism in Eukaryota, Metazoa, Nematoda, Chromadorea, Rhabditida, Gongylonematidae. The record is from the annotation of a GenBank genome assembly.